Seriola aureovittata is the source of this 10090-nucleotide messenger RNA. It is a transcript of the gene atxn1a, whose product is annotated as ataxin 1a. The record is from RefSeq and is a predicted model, not a curated record. Gene Ontology annotation, molecular function: protein binding; RNA binding. Gene Ontology annotation, cellular component: nucleus. The transcript has 5 exons. The coding region runs from base 930 to 3395 and encodes 821 amino acids. NCBI's taxonomy places the organism in Eukaryota, Metazoa, Chordata, Actinopteri, Carangiformes, Carangidae. Gene Ontology annotation, biological process: negative regulation of transcription by RNA polymerase II; nervous system development.
AUUAGGAGGGGAGACGCUUUCUGCCGUCAGCGCCGUCACAGCAGAGCAGGGGAGCCCUGGCAACAAGGAGAGACACAAACUCAGCAGCCCGUUACACCCAACAGUAAUGGUGACAGCAGCUGCAGACAGACAGACGUGGACAGACGGCGCAGACAUCCGGGACGCUUCCCUCCCAUUGGUGGAGAGAUCAAGACUUCACACCAGGAACUGCAGCUCCAGUCGGGUGUCAGCUCUCAACUGAGCGGCAGGCUCCACCUACUCCGCCCAAGUGGCUCCGCCCCCUCUGCUCAGGGAGUGCUGAGUCCCUGAGUCACCACACUGCAUUCUGGGAUAGUCUGGAACCCUCUCCAUGGGCUGUACCACCUGCUGACAAACCAGGGGGGUCUGGAGGAGUUGUGUUGAAUGAGGUUUGUGCUGUGCGUGGACGGGCUUGCUUUUGCAGGGAAAUGAUUCCACAUGAAGUGCGGCACACUCGGCCCCCCGUCGUCGCCGGCGGCAGCAGCAGGUGUGAUGUCGUGACACUCUCCCCUACCACACUGAGCUCACCUUUCAGACGCUAAAGACCCCUGGACCGAAGAGACCGCCCUACCCCUCCCCUCUAACCACCCCUCCAUAUCUUCAUCUCCAUCUUUAAUCCUUCCUCACCUGUUCCUUAGGGCCUGGAUUUUCUUUGUUAUCAAGAAAAGACCUGAUAAUCAACAGCUUUGGGUGAACUGGCUAGAGAGAAAGCGAGACAAGAUUAGGAAGGUUAAUUUAUAGCUAAUUAAAGUGAGACAAAGGACAGAACAUCAAACGUGAGGGAAAGAGCAAGGGAAGUGAAGUAGAAAGGCAGAGAGAGAGGGGGAACAAAAAAGAACGGAAAAAGCUAGAGAAGUCCAAAAGUUGAGGAAAGAAAACGCAAGUACGGUUGAGGGACGUGAGGCGAAAUCAUGAAGUCCAACCAGGAACGCAGUAAUGAAUGUCUGCCCCCAAAGAAGAGGGAGAUCCCCUCAAGCACAUUACCAUCUGAAAAUCGUCCGCAUACCAUGCCACCUGCCAGCGACAGCCAGCGCACGGAGAACAUGGCCUGGCUUGCCAGUGUGGCUGGUGGGAAUGAGAGCAGUGUGUGUGGGCACCGUAGCUCCAGUCAGUCUGAUGGGCCACAGUAUAAAUCCCUCUCCUCCACAUCAGACUCUUCAUCCUCCUCUUCCUCACUGAGGCUAGUCUCACCUCUUCCUACAGUUUAUACAUCCCCCUUGUCACAAUCCACAGUUGGAGGAACUGUCCAUUACACCCAACUGCCUCCCAAUCUGCAGUUUAUAGCCUCUCCCUACACUGCCCCAUACACAGGCUACAUCUCCCCUCAACUGCUCCCACCUCCUCCUCCACCUCCCCCCCUCUCCUCCUCCUCCUCUUUUGCUGCACAGAGACCCUCUCACACAGAGACAGCCUCUGCUCCUUCGCAGACCUCCAAACAUGACCAGCAGCGAGUAUCCAGCGGGCGGACCUCCAUGCCUCCGCCCCCUACAGACCUCGCCCCUCACCAUGUUCAGAUGUCAACUUCCCCGCGGACUGUUCAGUCGCCUCAUCACCAAGGAGGCAUUCACCUUCCUCCCCAGUCACUGCACCCCCACCAUACUUUGGGGCAUGGGAUGUCCCAGGUUGUGGUGCAGUAUACUGACGGACACACCAGGAAAGAGGACGGUGGCUCCAGACCCAGAGAGCUCCACAAUGGAGAGCUGGAAAGGGGCCGGCGGUUUGGAGCAUCCCCUGAAUCCAGCCUCUCCAAGUCAGGGAGCAAAUCACGGGAUGCCACUUCUUCUUUAUCCGCCUAUGAGGCUCGCCAGCUGGUUCUGCCAUCAGACUACUCUACUCAUGAUCCCUCAGGGCUGAGAACCUCUGUCAUGCUAAUGCCCAACAGCCACGGGGACCACCAGCUGGCACCACCCAGAGCCAGCCCUGAGAAGCUGACAACCUCUGCCCCCUCACACCUGGAAAAGGGUGGCAUCAUCCUGGGCAAGCCUGUCAAUCGCACACCCUCUUCCUCCAACAACACCUCCUCGUUCACAUUUCCAUCCCCAUUAAGUGUAGACAGUCUGAAAGCUGCUGUCAGCACACUGCCGCCCCAGACAGUUAUCCAGACCACCCACAGUGCUACAGAGUCACUGUCAAUGGGACUCCCCUCUACAAGUAUCUACCCCCAGCCUCCUAUCAUUGGUUACAUCGCAGGGGGCAGUGGAAGCCAGCAUACGCCAAUCAGCUACCACAACAGCCUACAACAACACUUACUCAUUCCAGGCGCCCAACCUGUCAUUAUCCCUGUCAGUGGAGGUGGAGUCACCGCAUUGGAACCUGUGACCUCCCACGUGACAUCAUCUACCCAAGCCGCACCUUUUCCUACCACACUCCCACACACGUACAUUGCUGCCACUGCUCCCAAAGGAGAAACGCUGGAACCCCACAGCGGCUCGUACCACCAGGCCGCUUCAGGUGCAGUGGUCCAAGCCCAGCUUCAUCUCCCCAUUGUUCCUGCGCCGUCGGGCCUGGUUGCUCCUUCCGCUCCUCCUCCCCCAUCCAAUACGGCCAUGCCUCCCUCACUCCCCCCGUACUUCAUCAAGGGCUCCAUCAUCCAGCUGGCCGACGGGGAGUUGAAACGCGUGGAGGACCUGAAGACGGAGGAUUUCAUCCAGAGUGCCGAGAUCAGCAGCGAGCUGAAGAUCGACUCGUCCACGGUGGAGCGCAUCGAAGGGAGCCACACCUCACCCAACUUUGCCGUGGUUCAGUUCUCUGUUGGUGAGCACCGUGCACAGGUGAGUGUGGAGGUCUUGGUGGAGUAUCCCUUCUUCGUCUUUGGCCAAGGCUGGUCUUCAUGCUGCCCGGACCGGACCACCCAGCUUCUGGAGCUGCCUUGCACCAAGCUUUCUGUGGGCGAUGUAUGUAUUUCACUCACCCUAAAGAACCUGAGGAAUGGAUCUCUGAAGAAGACUCAGCCUCUGGAGCUGGCCACCCCUGCCUCUGUCCCAGCCUCCAGCCACGGGCACCUCAAACCCCCAAGACCUGUCUCAGACGCUCCCCAAGGCUGCAGUGGAGGGGGCUCCAGGCACAGCGAGCGGGAAAAUGGCAUCAGCCAGCGAGGCAGUGGUGGAAGCGGGAAUGGGAGUGGAGGGGGAAACAAUGUGGAAAAUGGGGAUCUUAUGUUUGGGGACAGAGGGUCACUUUCUAAAGGUCAGGUUGCCAGCGGCGCAGAAGCUGGCUCCAGUAAGCCAUCAGGCGGUAGGAAGCGCAGGUGGUCUGCCCCUGAAGGUCGCAAAGUAGAAAAAUCAGAGGAGGAGCCACCUUUGACCCUGCCCAAACCUUCCUUCAUCCCUCAUGAGGUGAAAGUCAGCAUCGAGGGAAGGUCGAAUAUUGGCAAGUGAAGGCAGGACUGUUAAUAACCCUUGGGAUUUGGAAAAAAAAAAACAUAAAAAGGAUUCUACAAAGAAAAAAAAACAUGAAUGCCCACAUUAAUGUUUCAUUUGUCUUGGUUUUAAAGUUUUGUUUUCUGUUUUUAUUUUUCUAUCUUGAAUACUGUACUGUAGAGGUAAAUUUACCCUACAUGGUAUCACCUUACAUUAAGUCCAUGUAGUUUAUAACACAUUUUUAUAGGUGGAUAUUUGAUAUCACACAAGCAAUCGGUGCCGUUUUGGUGGUUUUCAUGAGAUGAGUUAUGGUGAGGGAUUUGUGAAGUGUGCUAAAUGUUUAUCGGUGGCUGUGUGGCACACCGGAGCAACGCCUGAUGACUCUGCUUGGCUGGCUGCACUUUACACAUUAUGUAAAUUUCAAAUUGAAUUAGUGCACGGUUAACUUCUUGACGGUGAUUUCACUCUCUGUGCACUGCUAGUGAGGCUGCCUGGAUGGAAACUCUUUCCCACCACCCCUUGCCACACCAGUGGUUUUACACUGAGCCACAGGAGUAAUAAAAUGUCAGCUGAUCCUGAGCAUGAAGGAUUUGUGGAUAAAUCAUUCACUUUUUCAUAUGCUAAAUCAGACUGGGAGCUGGGAAAAUGCCAUUCUCCGUGUCUUUAGCGUUAAAUGUGUCAUGUGUUUACUCACAGUGUCAUCAGGGUGCGUCAGACCUGAUCUGUGAUGUCAUCAAGUAGUGCCAGUGUGCCACACAACAGAGAGGGAACAACACUUACUCUGUUCAGUUUGAUGACAGUGGAGUCUUUACUUUCAUCUUUAGCAUUAUUCUUUUAACUUUUUUUUUUCUUAAACCCCUCGUCUUCUAUCUGCAGUUAUUUGUUUUCAAUGAUUGUCAAAAACCUUAAUCAGGGGUCAUUUAGUCCUAGACUGAACCUAGGUGGGUCAAUGUUAAUGUAUAAAUGUGAGAUACCCUAACCUAAUACAUAAAUACAAGUGCAAACACACUGGGUUGGCGAACUUCACUUUUGAGAAAAUGUUAAGAGGAUGACUGCAUACAGUCCUCGUUGUUUUUUUGAUGAAUUACUUUAUAUUUUUUUAUCCAGAAAGGCUGUGUGAGAGGAACCGAAAGAAUCUGCAUGUCAGUUCUGAGAGGGUCAGGAUGUUUCAAAGCACUUAACACACCUGUCACACUCACCAUACAGCCGACAAUUUUUUUUUGUUGUCUCUUUAUUUACGCAGUACUGUAUGUUUUUUUUUUUUUAUUAUUAUUAAGACAAGGGUAGAAAGUAGCAACAGCACUUUGGAAAGGUGAAACUUUUGGAAGAGUGACGGGGUCGUUUGGUAACGUGGGAGCGGAAGUGCCAUGGGAUCACAAAGAAAGGGAUGAAUGUGACAGGUAUUGGAGGAAAUUCCAGUUAGUAGAUGGUUAGAGAAAAAAAAAAUGUUUAUGGUAACAAAAGGAAUUGGAAAUAUGAUGGUUUUCAGCAUGUGCGCUUCUACAGCCAGCUAGCCACACAGAAGUUAGGGAAAAGUAUUUGAAUGUGUUUUGAAAGUUUAGGAUCUGGCAUAAGAAGUAACAAGGAAAUAUCCCACUGAUGUUCUGUACUAGACUGAGAGCAACGAUUAGAAGCUUGCGCCAGAAUUUUUGAAGGGUGUCAUAUAUUUGUAAUGUAUGUGUGUAUGCUAGAGUGUGCAUGAUGCUGGUCUGUGUCUGUCCAUACACACACGCAUGCUUACACAAACACAAAACAGUACAGACCAUCCCUAAAAUGACUCAAUGACCUAUAAUAUGUACUGUAUUUGCUGGUAAGCGUUUAGAUGAAUGCAGAUGCUUUUUGGUGCAUAUUGUCCCUACUGCAAAGACACUAGUGGACUGACAUUGGAUUAAUGCACACUGCUAACAGUGCAUAUGUACAGAAAAGUGCUCUGUGGUGUGUUUGUGUAUGUGUGUGGGUUUGUGUAUGAGUAUAUGUAUACUGUGUAUAGGAAAAGGAUAUAGUCAUUUGAUAUAUAGACAAUGCUAAAUGUCCAGUGUUUCUACUUGGAGUCUUUUACUUAAGAGAAUCUUGCAAUUUGCACAUCAGGAGGAGGGAGUUUGGUGGAGACAUGAUUUUUUGACGGCCCUGUCCUGAAAGGAGCCCUAGACCAUGUAACACACUGGAGGAGACCAGGGUUUUUUUUGUUCCUCAAAAGGCACUUAUCACAUAUUAGAGGAAAAAAGUUUCUGCAUCAAUGCAGUCAAGGUCAAAUUACAUUUGAGUUUCUACAAACGCGAGCAUAGCUGUAAACCAGAAUUGUAACAUGUGCCUGCCUACUGAAUUUGUUUAAAGAUGAACCAUUUGUAGUGUGUCUCAAGGAGACUCUCUCCCUGCUGUUGAAACCGAGGUGUCCAGGGUGUAGGGACUAGGGUUCAGUUUUGAACUCGGCCUGUGCUUUCAGCCAGCUGAAACCCUAUUUUGCUAAGAUGUAGCAGUUACCUCAACAGAUGUGCUUGCUGGGUUGACCCAACAUCCGGAGCUCUCUCUUGUCCAACUGAACAAUAUUGUAGGCUCUGUCUUACUUAUUAAAACCCAAGUCCUGCUCUUUGUCUGAGUUUGAUUUGUGAAGUGUAAUGUGAAUUGUUUUAUAUUUGAAUUCAAACGAAACAAAAUGAGAUUGGCAGUUUUUAAAUGUAUUGGUGACGGUAGGGUGCCAUGUAACAUGUAAAUGUUUCUCUCAUGCUGCAUGUAACAGUACACUAUGAUCGCACACUGCAGUUAGAUCAGCAUGUAUGGGUUGCUAUCGCUACAGUGUUGUGAAGGGUGUGGAGAAGUGGUGACUUCCUGCAGGCAUAUCUGUUGAGUUUUCUACUCAGCCUCUGUAUUUGGGUGUUGUCACAUGGCAGCAAAGUGGAUCGUGUUUUCAUCCCAUUGAAAAUAUAGAGCAGUAAGUUCUAACUGUGUGGGGCAGCACUGUUUCAGGUGGUGGGAGUUUACCAGGGUGAUGGCAGGAUGGAUGUGUGCUCAGAUGGAUGAGAAGUGGAUCGGUAGGUGGCUGAAUAAAUGGGCAGAUGGAUGGUGAUGGUGAGUGAAUGAGUAGACCCCAUGUGAGAUUUGAAAAUGCUUUAUUUUUUUAUAAUAAAACAGGGUUUCUCAGAUCAACAUCACCACAGUAGUGCAUUUUCAUUUCUUCCUUUUCCUAUUGAAACAUCAUUAUUAGUAAAAAAUAGAAGUAUGUGUGUGUGUGUGUGUGUGUGUGUGUGUGUGUGUGUGUGUUUUGCAUUCUGUAUGUGUGUGUGUUUUGUAAAUGUAAGUACUUGUCCUUUUUUUUUUUUUUUUUUUCUUGUCCAGCCCCCGUCCCAACAAAUGAAAAAAGCAAAGUCACAACAACAUCUAAACAAAUCUGUCAGCCACUCAAACCAUCAAAACUUUUACUGUCAGUCAGGUAAAACAAACAAAAAAAAAUACUAAGAAAAAAAAAAGACAUAUUGAGCCAAAGCCAAGUGAUGCUAUCGUUGCUUUGGUUACUUAAGAAAGCAAUAGUAUGACAAUAUUCAGGCACUCUCCUCACACACACACAAACACACAUACACACACACACACACACACACACACACACACACACACACACACACACACACACGUAAUUCCACUCAAAUUCUCUGCAAUAAACAAUAAUAAUCCUCUAGCAUUACAACCAAAAACUCCUGCUUUCUGCCCAUAGUGAAAACACAAUUUUGUCAUAUAAAGGAAAAUUUUUUUAGAAGCAAAUAAACCUGUUAGUUUCAGCUAACUGUAUUUCCCUUAAUCAUAAAGUUAAGUUCUUUAGAAAUUGCAGUUUGCAACAGCAGUUGCUAGUUUUCAGGGAAGUGUCUCAUAUAUGCAGUAACUGAUCACAACCCCCAGAACCUCCUCUGUCCCAACCGGUCGGAGUCAGAAACUCUGUAACCAGCAGACAUCUUGACUCGGCCCAGGCCUGCCUUGUUGCCAUGACUCCCGUAGUGACCUCGCUAACUUUGUUUCAGGUACCCAGUCAUAGCCAGCCAGCCUCACAAGCACCUCCUCCUGAGGCGAAGCAAUCGAUUAACCCUCAACAACCGUUAGCUACCUUUCAGUGUGGCCUGGCCUGGAUACAGCAGGGCUGGCCGGGACUGUCUGUUCCCCUCAUAACAUCAUCUUUUGAUAUUCGGUCUCCUUUUCGCUACUAGCUUAUACAGGUCGUCGUGUUUAUAGUAGUUAAGUGGAAAUGCAUGCUUAAUAAUAGACGUUGAAACAAAGCAAUCUGACAUGUAAACACGUUCUGAAUGCAGGAGAGGGAACGGCACCUCACAGCAACAACCUUUGAGGGUUUGGUGUAGUUUUAAUUUUGUUAAGAUGACCCCAAGUUCAACUUUUUGUCCCCCCCCCCGAAAUGUACCACAAUGUGCAAUACUUAGAUUUUGUCCCCACCCCCCCUUUGCUGUGCCAAGUGUAUGUAGCAUAGUCUCCAGUGUCUCAUCCUUGUUAAAGGCUUGUGUAUUUUACUGUCUGCUGAUGUGUGUGUCACAUCUGUUAAAACAAGUCAGGAUGUUUGUGAACAGAAACAAAACCAAUGGAGAGUUUGUCUGUACCUCUCUUUCCCUUCUGUCGUUGCGGCCUUCCUAAAUUUGAGUGUGUGUGAGACUGUGACAUGUCUCUUUUGUAUGUGUGUGUGUGUGUGUGUGUGUGUGUGUGUGUGUGUGUGUGUGUGUGUGUGUGUGUGUGUGUGUGUGUCUGCACCAUGUGUCAUGUGUGUAGUAUGUGUGCUUAUGUACACCAGGUGUUCAAGUGUGUAUGAGUGUGUUAGGGUUUGAGUGUAUGUGUGUAUGUGUGUAAUGGAGUGUUUUCUCCUCUAAUUGUCUGUGAGAUCAUAAACCCUGACCCUCGACGGUUCACGGUGAGACCCACAGAAAAAAGAAACCUCAUUGCUAGUGGGGACCACUUUUUGUAAAAAAAAAAAAAAAAAAAAAAGAAAAAAAAAAAAAACUACCAACCAACAGAGAUGCACAUGUAAGUAGAUGUAAAAGACUUGAUAAUGUUUCAGCACUUUCUAAUCCUAGGAUGGGCUUGGUCUAACCCCUCUGUCUCAGACCGAUACCUUCCCUAGGGGUAACAUUCAUUCAAAACAGACAGAGAGAAUGAGAGUGAAAAAAAAAAGUGGGUGAAUAAGGAUGAAAACAGAGAGAUGGCUCAGUUUAAGUUUUUGCACAUCACCUUGCCGUAACCUUGUGUUUAUCUGUCUGUGCUCCAUCUCGCUUGGCGCCCGGCGCGUUCUUGGGUCCAACGGGCCGAGGUGUUAGGUGAUUCCUUGGUUCUUUUCUACUAGGAAAACCUUUUCUCAUGGAAUGCAUCCCUUCUUUUGUUGUGUCGGGUUUGUUUGGAGUCUUUUCCACACUUACACCGACCAGGCUGUGCUGUUAAUUAGGUUUUGUUUUGUUCACAUUUUUCAGUUCUAAUUUGGCAGAUAUGUUUGUCAGGAACUUGGCACAGCUUGGUUUGGUUGCGGUGUGAAAACGGUGCUAACAAACCUUUGCUUUUUUUUUUUUUUUUUUUUGCAUUUUCCUUGGUGCAGGAGCUUUUUCUGUUUUUGGUCUCCUUGUAGCACUCAAUAUAAUGUCAGGGGACUUAAAACUAUGUAGAGAAUGUGUCAUUGUUGAGUUUUUAUGACAAGUUUCCUCACUGGAGGAACACUGCUAAUGUCUUUUUCUUUUUUUUUUAAUUGGCUUCUUGCACAACUUGACAAAUAAAAUGAAUGUUGGUGUGUGAGCUUUGACUUUUCGAUCAGAAAAAAAGGCAUGUGUGCUCUUUGUUUCUUGAUGUUUGUACUUUCAUUUUGCAAAAAGGAUGUGUUUUUGGCACUUUGUUGUGUUUUAAAAGUGAACAGAAUUCGAUCAGGAUUCCUUUUUUUUUUUCAUUCUUUUUUUUUUUUUCUUUUUUGUAUGAUGUCUCGUCAAUGUCCAUAGCGCUGGAUAACCAACUCAGGCAGAAAGAAAAAAAAAAAAAAAAAAAAAAACUUGUAAAGGCCCACUUAACAGUUUAGUUUCACCCCAAUCAAUUUACAUAGUGGGCUGUUUGAUAUGGGUUAUAAGAUAUGUAAAUUUAUUACAUAUAAUUUGAUAUGAUUAACUAAUGUCAUUAUUGACAAUUAACUAUGAAUUAUUAUUAUUAUGAUAUUAUGUGUAUUAUGCUGGAGAUGGCUUGGAUUUCUCUUCAGUGUACUGAACGUCUUUAGUCUGCCUCUCUGUGCAAGGCAACAAACACUUCAGCAGGGAACAGGCUGUACGCUUCGUGACCUCUGACCCUGCCCACUGCCAAGGAGGGGGUGGAGCUUAUCUGUCAGCUGUGGCUCAGUUGAUUCCUCCCCCUGUUUUGAACAUUCAGCCCUGAGGCUAGCAAUCAGGCUGUCUCGAUGUUUCUCUGCUAACCCGUAAUACCAAGUACCGAACUGAAACUUACUGGCCGAUGGGAUGGUGGCAGAGAACUGGACAUCAGCACAGACCUGCAUGGACAGUCUGGCCUGCGGUGAGCUGCAGCAGUUCCCAGCCAACUUGUUUGUACUAUAUUGUACUCACCAAGUCCCUGUGUCUCACCACCCCUUUCCUCUAUAGCAACGGAGAAACCCUGUUGGUGUAUGUAUUUGACAACUGUACAAAUGCACCUCUUUGAAAAAGAAAAUGAAACCUUGACAUAUCUGGAAUAAAUGGGCAACUGUG